Molecule: messenger RNA, 11350 nt
Organism: Cinara cedri
Lineage: Eukaryota; Metazoa; Arthropoda; Insecta; Hemiptera; Aphididae
Source: the annotation of a GenBank genome assembly
UUUUUUUUAUAAUAAUCGCUUGUUACUUAACUCUUUAUUGAUAUAAUGUAAUCAUUUCAUUCAAUUAUUCUGUAUGGUGCCACAUUAUAUACCGAUAUGUAUGGUGCCAUAUUAUAUACCAAUAUUAUACAUAGUGGGUAAUCAAAUAAUUACUAUAUUAAGGUCAAAGACUAAAUCACUAAAUUAAUAGAAAAAAGAUUAAGUUUAUCAACGAUGAUAAAAUAAAAAAAAAAUUUUAACACAAAUUAAAAUUAAGUACAGACAAAUUAGUAUUUUUUAAAUAUGUUGAUAAGGAAAACCAAUAAAAUUGCUGGCUCGUGGGUUCAUCAGGAAUUGCUGUAGUAGUAUAGCAUCACCCACAGCACUCUCGCUAAUCGUCAUUCAAAACCAGUUCGACCACUACAGUGGCAGUUCACAGACAAUAGUCUCUAGUCUCUAACAUUCUUUUCUCGUGCAUUCAAUUGUAUAUUCGUAAACAUGUCCAAUCCACGUGUAGCCAUAAAGAAGGUACUCAUCAGCGAUGCUUGCGAUUCUGCUUGUGCAGAAUUACUCGAAAAGAAUGGCAUUGAAGUUCAGUCAAAGUACAAAUUACCAAACGAUGCUCUCAUUGAAGAAUUAAAGGUAUUUUUGUAAAUAUUUUAUUAUUUAAGAUUAUAAUAAGCUGUGUUAUUAUAAUAUUACGUACAAGUAAUUUUUUUAAAUUUUAUAUAAAUAUAAAUGCAUAAUCAUUAUUAUUAUAGGCUACUGGUAGAGUGCCUGUCAACAAUUUUGUUCAAGGUUUCCCAAAAUGUAGGUACCUACCAACUUAUAAUAGUCCAAUAAGAAAAUAUCAUUCCCCAAAAUCAAUAGUAUAUUAUAUUCCAUUCUAAUAUUAAUUGUAUGCAUUAUUAAAUAUAGGUGUGUAAAUUAUAGAAGCAAAUUAAUAUAUGUACAUAUUGGAGGCGUAUUUAUUUGGGGGCUAAAGGGACUGUGCCCCCUCCCGAAAAUGUAUGUGGGGAUUAGCUAGUGGUUUAAAGAGGACGCCACACCGACAUCUACUGUCUCCGUCUUACAAACGCGGGACAUGGUAAAUUUGUGUUCAGCGGGACACAUUUUGUGCGGUUAGUUUUAAUAUUAUAGCAAAUUACCUAUUACCAAAAUUAAGGGUAAGACGUUUUAAUAAGAUGUGCUCUAGCGUUGAUGAUCAUUCGAUAUUUUUAUGUUUAUUUGAUACACGAGUACGUUAAAUAUCACAACAUAAAAAUGAUUAUGUUUUGCAUUAAAAAUUUAAAUAUCGAAAAAACCUCAACGCCAGGUUUGGUUAGGUUAUCAAAGUUUGGUAAUAUGUUAAUUUGCUUUAAUAUUGAAACUAACUGCACAAAAUGUGUCAUACUAAAUGCAAAUUUGCUAUGUCUCGCGUUUGUAAGACGAAAACAGUAGAUGUCCGAUAUGGCGUCUUCUUAAAUAAAAGAAGUAGGUAGUCUGUAUUUUGGGGAUCCUAGGUCAAUUGGUUCCUCCGAAAAUUGAUCAACACGAAAAAACGUCAUAUGCGGACAAUCGGUCCCGGGAAAUUUAUUUCCUGUGACAUUAAAUAUAUUCACGUUAUGUUAUUACUUUCAAUAAAUGUAAAGUAUUAAUAUAAUAAUCAGAAAAAUAUUAUUUGUAAAUAAUACGGUUAAAAAUAAUUAAUGUUUAAUAAUUUAAUAUUGAAACAGACUACACAAAUAAUUUUAAAGUUCAUUGUUUGAAAAAUUAAUAUUAAAAGUAUUACAAAAAUUUUCUUUUUUCCUUAAAGGUUUUAUAAAAUUAUUUAAAAAUAAAUUUUCAUUAUUUUUAGUCAAAGAUAUCAUUUUUGUUGAAUUAAUUAUUUGUAUAGAUUCAAUAAACACACAUAAAUACUAGGAUGUUUAAUCUGGACAAUAAUAUUGUCAACAUAUUUAUAUAAUGUAGAUAUUAACAUUUAAACCGCCAUUAAUUAUUUAAGUUAUACGUAAUAGUAAUAUAAAUUUAAAUAUUUUGAUGUAAACAAACAAAUAAAAAAAAAAAUAUUAUGUUGUAAUUUAUUGCUGAAUGAUUCCAUAAAAUUAUGACAGGGACCGAUUGUCCGCUUAUAACAUUUUUUUUGGUGGGGGACCAAUUAACCGUUUCCCGUAUUCUGGACCUUAUAAUGGUAUUAAUGAAAAUAGUUCAGGAGUUCUCUCACAAAAAAAAAAUGUCUGGUUAGAUACGUGUCCAUAAGGUGUGAAGAAAAUUAUAAAUUUUUACCUAUACCUUUUAAAAAAAUAGUUUAUAAACUAUUUUAUACCUAUCUAUCCUACCUACCUAUCUAUCAAUAAUAUGUAAAUAAAUUCGAAUAACAUACAAAUUAUUUAUAUUAUACCUAGACAGGAUUAUAUGAUGGAUUGGUUGUUCGGUCUGAUACUAAAGUAACUAAAGCGGUAAUAGAAGCUGGAGCUCAAUAUGGGUUAAAAGUUAUUGGAAGAGCUGGAACAGGAGUAGACAAUAUUGAUAUAGUUGCUGCGACAAAUGCAGGGAUACUAGUUCUUAAGUAAGUUCAUAUUUCUAUUUAUUUUAACAUUAGUUAUUUUAGAAGACAAUUAUACAUUUUUCAUUAUUACCAUUAAUUUAUAUUUACUAUUCAGUUCAUGGGUGAUAUUAUAAAUAUAUAUAAAUUGAUAUUGAAAAAAAUCAUAGGUAUAGUUAAGUACUUACAAUUAAUUGAUUUUAACCUUAUCUUAAGUACCCCCGGGUAUUUAUAUAUGUAUAGCAAAGAAAAAAAAAGAUGAAAAUCGUUUAACAUAUUUUAUUUAAAAAAAUAUAAUUCCUCAUAAUAAUUAUACACAUUCUAUAGGUAAGUAACUAAGUAAUAAAUAUUUCUGUUUUACAACUAUAAUCUGCUUUAUAAAAGUUUUUUUUAAAAGUGUUCUAAACAUCCAAUGCCAAAUAAUCUAAUAGAUUUUUUUUUUUUGCCUUUAUUGUAUUAUUAACUGAUGAUUAUUUAAGUCAAAACUUAUUGUAAAUACUUGCUAACUACCUAUAUAGAGCAUAAUUCGGGCUAAGUUUUGUAUUCAAUUUUUUAAUUUUAUUUUUGUUUUAUACAUAUGUAUAUAUGCAAAAAAUAACCAAGUAUAAAAAAAAAUUAUAUAAUGCAUUAUUUCAUCGUAAUAUGUGUACAAAAAAAGUGUUAGUGAUAUCAUAAAUAAUUUAGGAACCACUUAAUACACAAUCCUCGAUUGAAAUUAAAAUUGAAUGAAAUUUGAAUCUAAAUUUUGAAUAUAAAACAAAUAUUUUAGUCACUAUUUACUAUAUUAUGCUAUGAAUAUAGCCGUCUAGGAGGUGCGAUAGGCGCACAUGCAUUGUGCCUAAUGACCUCGGGGGUGCCAAACAAGGAUCAGAGGUUAAAAUUUCAAGUUGUGUUAUUGAAUAUUUUUAUAAUAAAUGCCGACGGACAGGUUUAUCAUUAAAUAUUAACGAUUAAGAUCACUAUUUUUUUUGAACAUACUUUUGGCUCCGGGUGCUUGAUUUUGCUGGGCAGGGCACUGUGAAUAAAUAAUAUAUGAAUGUAUGUACUUUUGUAAUUGAAUUAAUUCAAAAUUAUGUAUUAUAAAUAUGUGUUAUGACAGUAUAAGGUUUUUUUAAGCUCCCAAAAAAAAUGUAUUUGAUUUCAUUUUAUUACGAGUUACAACUUUAAAAGUUUAAAAUAACGAAACCCGGUAAUAUUAUUAUCAAAACUUCGUUUUGGUUGUAAUCACCAAUACCGUUGUCAGAUGAGCACGCGAGAAACGUAAAAAUAGUUUAAGUACAAUAAUAUUGCAUGACGCACAGGUACACUCAUGGAAAAAAGUUUAAACGCCUUUUCACAUCUAUUUUUCUUGGAUGUUGCUAAUACCAUAGAAUAGGACCAAUUUAGUGUUACUUACGUCUCGCAUAUUUAUAACUUUAAACAUUUUUGCCGAUUACAAAAAACACUUGAACAUUAAUCUAGUAAAUUAUAUUCAUUAUAUAGAUAUCACAAAUGACAGAUCCACAGACCCAAGGCGAUAACAAUCGUAGACAUUAGGCUUGUACAAAUCUAUGGCAGGGAUGCACUAAGAUCUUAGUCCCUAGUCGGUAGUCCGUGGAUAUAUUGGGCCCAGUUCCCUUAUUAAAUAUUUCUGUUGUUAAUAAAAUUAAAAUGGCUUGAUGUUGCCAGCUGGUGUGGCCAGAAUCCGUCAUUUAAUUUUUUCGGGAGCGGCGUUUAUCUAAAUGUACUAUAAAGUUAAAAUAUGGUCUUGUGGCCAUAUUGAACAAUUUUUGGACGUCCAUUUUAAUUUCGUCUCGAAAAAAAAGAAAGUGUGAUAACAGUCUCAUUGGACUAAGGCAGAUUGGGCGGUUUUUCGCCAACUGGUCGUUAUCACUUCUCAAACUGUCAAAUGGCUAGAAAAUGUUUUAACUUGCGGCGGUAUGCCAAAACCGGGCGGCGAACAAAAUAUAAUUGCGUGAUAAUUGGCUCAAUUAAGAUUAAUGUAUAUUAUUACGUUUCAUUAACACUAAUUAAUUACUAACAAAAAAAAAUUGUUCGGGCGAUUUUUUCCCGGUUUUGACGAUAUUAGCGUCUGUAGUGAAGUGACGGUUUUGGCCGUUGCCGUAUCGCUCUAUGCGGUGAAAUUUAUUAUCAAUCUGGCAACCCUCCCAACACUUAUUGUCCGUUUUAAUAAAAAGUGUACACUUUAUUUUACAUAGAAUUUAGUGCAGAUUCGACACCUCUACAUUUGAUGGUGUGACUGAUGUGAUUAUGUGAUUAAUAUAUUCCUUAUCAAAAAUGUAGUGAAAAGUGCAAAUUCUAUGUAAAAAAGUUUACAGACAGUCUGCGUCAUAAUAUAUUAUAUUAAAAAAUGACAAAAAGUGAAUUUCGAGAAAAUAGUCCCUAGUUUGCGUUACCCAAAUACUAUAACAGUAUUAAGUAUUAAUCGAAUUUAGGCUAUAAAUUACAAUCUCUGGGGUACCAAUAAAUUUUGACCAUUUUUUUUUUUUACAGUUGUCUCGUAAUGCCAUUUAUAGUGUUUUGCUAAAUAGCUUUCUAAAGGUCGAUGUAAUAAAUUAAAAUCAAGUCUGGGCAUUAAAUUAAAAUACUAAAAAAAUUAAUUUGUAUCUGUAAGCAACGAUAAAAGGUCUGUCUAAUUUGCUGAACCACUGACUACUUAAGCGCUACGGAUGAUUUUAUUUGGCGUCAUAAAAUAAACCGUGAUAAUAUUAUUUUAUUUAUUAUUAUUUAUAUUGUUUACUGUCAAAAUAAUAUUGAAAUUCACACGACUAUUUCAAUCUUAUGUGUAUUUAUCAUUAAAAUAUUUUUUUUAAUAAAUUUGAAUAAUGAAUAUGCGUAAGUGUAUAUGUAGAUGGUUUUACGUUUUAAUUAAGAGUACAAAUUUAGUCAACAGAAAUAUUGUUAAUUAAAGGUUUGCAUUGCGACCAUAGAGUAAUGAUAAUGAUACUCUAUGAUACCUGUCGCAGAAAUAUAGCCUGCCUAUAAAAAAAAAAUUAUACCUAAAAACAUUAGCCAAAAAUGAUGACAUUUUGUAUCCGUGAUGAGUUCUACCGUAUUUAAAUAGUCAGUAUAUUUCCUUUGAAAAUUUCAAUCGUUAUAAGUUAUAACCCUGUUCAGUAUUUAGUUGACUUGCGGCGACAGUUAAGCAAAUCUGCUGAUCUGCUCUAAAAUCCGUAAAACUUUACCAGAAAUUAUGAACUAACAGGCUAGAUAGAACUCAUCACAUAUAUACAAUUUCAUAAUUUCUGGUAAGUUUUACGGAUUUUAGAGCAGACCAGCAGAUUUGCUGAACUGCCGCCGCAAGUCAACUAAAUACCAAACUGGGUUAUAACGAGUGCAAUUUUCAACCAACGAACUAAUGAAAGUGAUGCUUUGUCAACAAUAUUAUGUCAUAUUUUGGUAAAAUAAUUAAAUAAGCAUUAUGUAUUUUUUAAUAUUAUUUGUUUAAUAUAGUUCUGAUUUUCCCGUUUUUCCUAUGUUAUUUCAUGGUUUUUCACAUUUGCUGGGAAAACUGGGAAAAAAUCGAAAAAUGACCCCUUAAAGUAUCUCCCCAGUCAGAUUUACUUUUAAAAAAAAGUGCUAUCAUUUUAAAUCUGAGCAAAAUCGCUGGUAGAAAAGUUAUCCUUAGAAAAUAAAAAUCGUAAUAUUUUUACCGUUUUAUUUUUUUCGGUUUUUCACAUUUGAUAAGAAAACUCCUGAGAAAAUCGAAAAAUUAUCUUCCUAAAGUACCACUCCAAGAAAAUUUCCUUUCAGAAAAGGGUCUAUAUUAUAUACAUCGGAGCAAGAUUUCUGGUAGAAUUUUUGUACACAAUAUAAAAAAAAAAUUAACAUCUUUAUAAAACCAAUAUAUUCGCUACAUUCAGAAUGUAAAAAAAAAAAACUAAAUAAUAUGUCUUUAUAAUUAAUUGUUUUUAUUUACCUACCUUAGUUUUAAUUAUGUUAUUGUCAUUAUUCAAUUAUACAAUACGUCAAUUACCUAUUAAAUUUUAAUAACAACGUAUCUAUACUUUAAAUUGUUUUCUGAGGUGGAAUCUUUCUGUUGGAUAGUGGUGUUAUAUUUUACAAACGAAGCAAAACACCAUAUGAUAUUUGACAUAAGAGAAACUAGUAUUAUCAAAUAUUUGUUGAUCUUUCAAGUACGACUAUUAUUUAUUUUUUCGACCUGAAUUUAAUUCCAUCAUUUAGGUAAAAAUUAACUAUCCCGAAAGUAUCUACAACAUUGGUUUACACAAAACAAUAUGAUACUGACAUGCUAUGGAUUUAAAAAAAAAUGUUCAUAUUUUGUGAAAUAUAUAUAACUAGUUAAGUUAAAAGUUACUAAUAAAUGGAACUUCUAACUAGUUAGUGCCCAGCUUUGAAUUUAAAAUAUAAAAUAUGGUAGUCAUUUAAAACAAUGGUUGGCAACGUGCAACCCUCAAGUUAUAAUAAAUAUUUUUAUUAACAUACUUGUUAACAAUUUGUCCAACUUUAGAGUUGGUUUUUUUAUCAAUUAAAAUGUCUUAAUUUCUUCUUAAUAUUUUAAUUAUUUACAUAUUUUAUACGUGAACAUUUUAUUAAAACUUAUCAGUUUCAUCAUUAUUUAUUUAUAACUUAAUUGUUUUAUUUAUCAAUGUUUAAUGUGUUGUACAUUUAUAAUAGUCUUUUGUUUUUUGUUUUUAUAAGUAAUUAAGUAAAAUGUUACAUGAUUUUGUUAUAGAUCUAUGAAUAUUGUAUAAUAUACUAACUACAGGGUGAUUUUUUUGAUACUAUUACUAUCUCAUUAAGUCUUAAUUUUUAUCUUUUAUUUUAUUAAAAUUAUUAUUUCUGGGAAAUUUAAAAUGUAAGCUUUUUUUCAUUCUUAUGUUUUUAUGGUGAGGAAAACCAUUCAUUAUCUAAUCAAUCAUCAUGAUCAUUGUCUUUCUUUGGCAUUCUUCAGAAGUUAUUUUACUAAUUAAUUAUUAUCUAAUAACAUAUACUAUUGAUACUGAAGCUAUAAAAUUGUAUUCAUAUUUAAAAGUAAAUAUAUCUUAUCUACAUACCAUGAUGUACAGAUUACAAGAAUUAUCAUAUCGCUAUAACUCACUAUUGCAUAAGCCUACAAAAAUUGUUUUACAGAGCUGAUAAUUAAACCAAAUAAUUAUAAAUGGCAUACCUAUUAUUGCAUUCUUAGUGCAUCAUUUAAAAGUUGUAUUCGAAUAAAAUUUUCCAGAAGAGAGGAUCGAAAUUUGUUAUAUAAUCUAAAAGUACAUUUAUAAUUUUUUUUACUUCAAAAUAUACGUAAAUAUUACCUUAAUAUUGUCAUUUUAAAAAUUUCAGUAGAUUUGGAAACAUCCUUUUUAGUCUUCAGAGUGAUACUGCUUUGCAUCACUUAUUUGAAAUUAUUUUCAAUAUUCAAAUCUUUAAAUAGUUAUAUUUCUAAAAUUAAUUAUUGGAUUCAAGUUGGUAAUAUAAACAAUAAAACACAUUUUAAAAAAUAGUAUAAGUGAUUGAUAUAUUAUUAUAUAUUAUAACCAUGAGUAAUGUAGUAUUUUAGAAUUUCAUUUAUCUAUCUUAAAUUUCUUGAAUAAAAUUGCAUUACUUGACUUAAUACUUUCCAAGAUAAAAAGUGUUUUCUUUGUUAGUAUUAAAAUAUUGUAUAUUAUUAUACUCAAUAGAUAUUUAUUAAUUAAUUUGAUGUAUUUUAAUUUUGGUUAAUCAAUUGAAAUUAAUAUUUUUAAAAAUUAUUUGUAAGACUUAAGAGUGUUAGAAAGCCACAAUAAGAAGAAUAAAGUUGUAAAUAUUGCUUGUAUAAUGUAUAUUAGUGAUCAAAGAUGCUACCCGUCAAUUAUUUAAUGUCAUACUUAGAGGUACUCAAUGUAAUAAUACAUUUUUACCCGACCAAUACGAUACAAUAUUUGUAUUUAUCUUACUACUCGGUCAAUACUCGGUACCUAUUUAGUUUGAAAAGAAUUUUCUUCCCAGAAUAUCUCUAUUGCAUUUUAUUAUGAACUAUAUGAUUUUAAUUACAAAACCAUUAAUUACUUCUUCAUUCUUCAUAAAGAUCUGUUUAGAUAGAUUUUUUUAGUUUUAUAUUUAAAUAAAAAUAUUCAUAGGUAAUUAUGUAGUCUUUGUACUCAUUUAUAGUACUCAAAAUGUAUUAUCUCAUUGUGAUUAAUUCCAGAUUUAUAUCUAUCUAACUUUAUACAUUUACAUUAUAUUUAUUUUAUUAAUUGUUUUUUUAUUACAGUACUCCUGGUGGAAAUUCAAAUAGUGCCUGUGAACUGACAUGCUCAUUAAUAUUAUCAUUGGCUCGGUAAGUUAAUAUUUUAAAAAACUGUAUUGAUAGGUAUAUAUAAACUUUGAUCUUUAAAAUUUAAAUAUAAAUAUACACAAUGAAAGAAGACUGUAGAAUCAGCAUGAAAAUUAUUUGUGACAUUUUAGACAUGAUAUGUUUUAAAAUUAAUUGUUUUUCAAAUCAGCUAUUUUAUGUUGUUAAUACACACUAUAUAGUUAAGUAAAGUUGAAUUUUAAACUAUUAUAUAUAUAACUAAAAUAUUAUGUUAUAUAAAAUACUACAAGGACCUAAUUGUCCAAUUGAACAUACCUAUAUAUAUCCAACUGAAAAAAAAAUAUAUAAAUUUGAUCUGUAUUACAAUAUGUUUGAGGUCAAAAUAGAAAUCAAAUUACACGAUUCUCAACACAAUUUUGUUACAUACAUUUCUAUAUUAGAUUUUAGAUGAUUCAAUAAUUAUACAUUUAUUAUAGAACAGAAAAGAUGAACGGGCCCAUAUACUACACUUCAAAACUGAAUUUCUAAAAGGUAGCCUUACAGGAUUUUUUUUUUAUUAUAUUAUUAUAAAUAUAGUUCAUUUUUGAGAUAAUUUGGCAACACAGAUAAAAUAAAAAGGAAGACAUGUUAAAUUAAAUUAAAUUUAUUCAUUUUGGAUAGUGAGAAAAUAUUUAAAAAUUCUGUUUUUAAUUGGUCAAAUUAAAUUGGUAUGGGCCAUCCUUUGCGGAAUAGCUAAUUUUUGUAUAUAUAUAUAAUUUAGCAUCUUUAGAUUUAUUUCUAUAAUUAUAAUUAUUAUUAAUCUAAAACAUGAUUCGUAUGUAUUUCAUCAAAUGAAAUCUGAUAAUUAAUAUUGCAUUACUAAUGUAAUUUAAUAGGUUACAUAAUAUAUUUAUUAAAUGUAUCAAUUUCUACUAGUGUUUCCUUUAGUUUGAUUUUUAGUAAGAUUAAUUUCUUUUUAUGUCUAUAAAUAAAAAAAAAUUUUCAUUUAGAAAUGUACCUCAAGGCUGCCAAUCUUUAAAAGAAGGAAGAUGGGAUAGAAAGCUCUACAUGGGGACUGAAAUUAAAGAAAAAAUAAUUGGUAUACUUGGGUUAGGUAGAAUUGGCCGUGAAGUAGCAUUUAGAAUGCAAGUAUUUGGGAUGAAAGUAUGACAUUAAUAAUAAUAGAAAUUUAUAAUAUAAUAUUAGGUUUGAUGUUUUUUUUUUUUUUAAAUGUAGACUGUAGGAUAUGAUCCGUUUCUUACAAAAGAAGCUGCAGCCGAAUUCGGAGUAGAAUUAUUGAGUUUAGAACAGAUAUGGCCCAUUGUUGAUUACAUAACUGUACAUACUCCAUUGAUUGAACAAACUAAAAGUAUAUUACACUAAAGUUAUUUAUUAUAAAAUUACAAUAAUAUAAAAUGAAUUGAUUUUUAAAUUAGAUUUGAUUAAUGAUGAUGUAUUCAAUAAAUGUAAGAAAGGAAUAAAGAUUAUCAAUGUCGCUAGAGGUGGUAUUGUGGAUGAAGCUGCACUUCUAAGAGCUUUAAAUGUAAGAUAUAAAAUUUAUUCAGGCUAUGGUUUUACAAUAAUUGAUAAAAUAAUGGUUUUAAAUAGGAUGGAAAAUGUGAUGGAGCUGGUUUAGAUGUUUUGACUGAAGAACCACCAAAAAGCACUGAACUUAAAACUCUCAUAUCACAUCCAAAAGUUAUUGCUACUCCUCAUUUGGGUGCUUCUACACAUGAGGCACAAAUUAAAGUAAGUCAAUUAAUUUUAAAUAUUAUCUAUAAACUCAUAUUAAAACAUAUAAACAUAUUAAAAUUGCACAUUGAUAUUGUUUAUAAUCACACACAUAAUGAAUAUUACGAACAUUAUUAUAAAAAUUAUAUACCUAAUUAAUGACUUGUUGAUGUGUGACAAAAUUAACAGGACUUUUUUUUUUUUGUUAUGAUUAAAAUAUUUAAUUAAUAUUAAUAUCUUUAAAAAUAUACAUACUUGAUCUUGUUUUUGUAAAAUGUUUGCAAUUUCUAAGCUUUAUUGUGAAUUUGAAAUGUUCUAAAAUAAAACACUUAAAUAUAUCUAUUAGCUAAAUUUUAAUUCUAAAAAGGGAUACAUUUUUUAUGGUUAAAUUUUAAUAUGCCCAAAUAAUUAAUUUAUCAUUAAAUUCAAGAAUUGUAAAAAUGUAUUCAUGAGAACUGUUGAAUAAUAAUAAAAAUAUAAUAAUUACAUUACGAAUAAUGUAUAUUCAAUAACUAAAAACAUUGUUAUAAUACAUUAUUGCAGGUUGCUGAAGAAGUUGCACAACAAUUUGUUGCAUUAGCUAACCCAAGCAGUAACUAUUCAUUAAGCGGAUUGGUCAAUAAAUUAAAGAAUGGAGUCUAAGAAGAUUUUUUAUGUAAACACUAUUGUUAUUGUACACCUAAUUGAAUUAUUUUAAUUAUGAAACCUUAGUCGUUUUAUUGAACAUUCAAUAUUUGACAUCGAAUAUACUAUCAUAAAAAAACAACUCAUUUAUUAGACUUUAUUUUCUUAAUCUGAAUAAAGUGCAGUAUAUCAAACGGUAUCACAGUUUGUAUAAAAACAAACAAUGAAACAAUAGCAUAUUAGUUUGGAUAUAAAAUAUAAAAUUU